CCUUGGUUGAAGAUGAACCCCGAGGAUGGUCUGGCGGCUGGGCGGGGGUGAGCCGAGAGCCGGCCUUUGCUUGGCAGGUGGCAGCCGGAGCGACCGGAGAGACCUUGAAACUUCGACCGUGGGAGGCGGCGGCGGCGAGGGGGGUCUCUGUGCGCUCAGGAUGCCUGGCUGGAACUGGGCUGCUCAAACUUCAGGAAACUCUGGAAUUGUGCCUUAUGUGAAUGCAUCAGAUGAAGUGCGAAUCCUGAAUCAGCAGAAUGUGAGGCCCAGAGAUGAGCAGUAGCUAUUGCAACAACGCCUCAGUGACCAUGAGCGUCAACGAGGUGUCCAGUUUCCCGCUGACCCUGGAGCAGAAAACCGGUUUCGCCUUUGUGGGGAUCCUCUGUGUCUUUCUGGGACUUUUGAUCAUCCGAUGCUUCAAAAUCUUAUUGGACCCCUACAGCAGUAUGCCUUCCUCCACCUGGGAGGGCGAAGUUGAAGGGCUCGAUAAAGGGACAUUUGAAUAUGCUCUUGCAUGAAGCAAAAUCCUCAAAACGUGUCCUGCCUUAAUCCCGAUUUUUUUUCUUUUUUUCCCCCCCGAAGUGGUGGAAUUCGAAACAUUUGUAAUUGACAGCCAUGUUUGGAAGCUGUGGCGGUAGAAUUUUUUUGGUUAAAUAAAGCUUUGUGGCAAAC
This is a messenger RNA of Notechis scutatus (mainland tiger snake), 672 nucleotides long. It is a transcript of the gene CTXN2, whose product is annotated as cortexin 2. The record is from RefSeq and is a predicted model, not a curated record. Lineage: Eukaryota; Metazoa; Chordata; Lepidosauria; Squamata; Elapidae.